AUGCUAAUGAUCUCUGCAUGGGAUGCUUUCGUAUUCCACCCUAUCAGCUUCGGCGUAGAAACUACGUACACAGAUUGGAACACUGAAAUGCCUACGAUAGCAAUCUGCGAAAAGGAGAGUGAACUCAAAGUUUUUGCCUUUGCUGAUACGUAUUGGCCACCGGAUCAUUCUCCCGACCUCGAAGAUGCUCUGAAAGAAAUUGUUUUCUUCCGAGGCUCUUGUAAUGCUCUGCUGACAAAUUGCUAUACGCCAAAGUCGCCAGAUCCCAUUUGCCCUUUAUCCAAUUACAUGCAGACGACGAUCGAACAACGAGCAUGCCGUUUCUACACGGAGAAUCAGCAAGUAUUUUAUCCCUUUUACUCAUAUAGCGGAUGCGUGGUGGAGUGCCGCAAAAAAGCACAAAUGGAGAAUUGUCAAUGCAUGGAUCAUCUGAUGCCAGGCGCUACGGAAAAAGAGCGUUGUAAUAUAACGGGUCUAGCCUGUCUUCAUUCAAAGAAAGCUUAUCUCACGACUCUCAAACCUCCUUGGCGUAAGACCCCGGGGCUGGUAUGCAAUUGUCUGCCUUCAUGCAAUGAAAAUGAGAUCACAGUCGUCAAGGACGUACACAUUAAAAUGUCUUUGAAAGUCCACAUGCUCCAUGCUCAUUUGGAUAAAUUUAAAGACAACUUAGGUGCAUAUUCAGAAGAGCAAGGGGAACGUUUCCACCAGGAUGUAAUGAACUUUGAAAAACGUUAUCAAGGACAAUAUAAUGAAAACAUGAUGGUAUACGUGGGUGGAACCGCAGGCUUGUUCGUCGGUGCCAGUAUAUUAAGCUUCGUAGAAUUCAUAUUUUUCUUUACUAUUCGUUUGGGUAGCAAUUUCCUGAUGGAUUGGCAAAAACGUAAAUCUAAGCAGAGUAUUCUAGUCAAGCCUAAAACAGAGGAUAUAGGAAAAUCUUUAAAUGUAUCCAGCUUAAUACACAGCUUCUAUGAUGAGUAA
Messenger RNA from Diatraea saccharalis (sugarcane borer), 978 nucleotides. The record is from the annotation of a GenBank genome assembly. NCBI's taxonomy places the organism in Eukaryota, Metazoa, Arthropoda, Insecta, Lepidoptera, Crambidae.